AGAUAUGGCUGAAAUUUCUGAAAGUGAGAGCUAUGAUCCAUCUACCGAUCCUAAGAGGAAAGCUAAAUCUAAUGAUCCGGGAUGGAAAUACGGAUUUUGGCCGGACUUGACAAACAAAGACUUGGUUGAAUGCUCACUUUGCCACAAACAAAUGCAUUCGGGAAUCAAAAGAUUAAAACAACACCUUGCAGCAGGUUAUGGAGAUGUUGCUAAAUGUCCCAAAACAACUUCCGAAAUUAUGUGGGAGAUGCAACAAUAUAUGCAAGGCACAUCAAGGAUGAAGAGAGCAAGGGUGAUCUUGGAUGAUGAUGUUCAAGAAUUGGAAACGGGAGAAAGACAACCAUCAUCUCAUGAUUCUGUUACUUAUCCAAGUUCCGGGACGGCGAGUAAAAGAAAACAAUCUACUUUAAGAUUUGCAGAAUUGCAACCAAGAGUAGGAAAACAAAAUCAAUCAGUUGCAGCACUUCUUAGAAAGACUCCUGAAGAAGUUGAUGAGAGACAUUCCAAAGGUCCUACUCAAAGAACAAUUGAAGCUUGUACAAAGAGCAAGGAAGAAAGAGAGAGGGCAUUGAUGCAUAUAGCAAAUUUCUUUUAUGAGAAUGACAUACCGUUCAGUGCGGCUAAUUCAAGAAGUUUUAAAAUCAUGGUUGAAUCAAUUGGACAAAUGGGACCGGGAUUGAAGCCUCCUAGCUUUCAUGAGUUACGGGUACCUCUCCUUGAGAAUGCAAAAAAAGAGAUUGACAAGUUGAAAGAAAAACACAAGCUUGCUUGGAAGCAAUACGGGUGCACACUCAUUUCAGAUGGGUGGACUGAUAAGAGAGAUAGACACUUAAUUAACUUCCUUGUCAAUAGUCCUGAGGGAACUUUCUUCUUGGAGUCGGUUGAUGCAUCGAGUGAGUCACAUGAUGCAACAAUGUUAGCUGCAUUGUUGGAGAAAAAAGUUGAAGAAAUUGGCAAAGAGAAUGUUGUUCAAAUAGUGACCGACAAUGAGGUUAAUUAUAAAGCGGCCGGCAGACUUUUGGAGGGGAGGAUUCCUACAUUAUUUUGGACUCCUUGUGCAACACAUUGUCUUGACCUCAUGCUAGAGGACAUUGGAAAGUUGGCGGAGUUCAAGUCCAAUAUUGCAAGUGGUAGACAUAUUACCACUUUUAUUUAUAGACACGGUCGAAUUCUUAAUGCCAUGAGAGAGCAAACAGGUGGUAAAGAUCUUGUGAGAGUUGGAGCUACUCGAUUCGUCACAACAUUCCUCACAUUACAAAAUUUGUACAAGCACAAGAAUGCUUUGAGAAAAUUAUUUGUAAGGUUUGGGUUAGCUCUAAAUUAGUCAACACAGAAGCAGGUAAAAGGGUGUGUGACAUUGUGCUUUCAUCUAGAUUUUGGACUGCUGUUGAGGAUUGCUUGAAGGCAUUACAUCCCUUUUUGAUUGUAUUGAGGAUCGUUGUUGAUGAUAGGACUCCAGCUAUGCCCGAGCUUACUAUGGCUAUGUUGGCUGCUAAGAAAAAACUUAACAAAUCAUUUGCAAGCAAGCCAAGGUUGUUUACAAAGUUGAUGACUAUUGUUGAGGGGAGAUGGGAAGAUCAAAUGGGAGUGAAGUUAUAUGGAGCUGCAUUGUUUUUAAAUCCUUCUAAAUAUUUUGAUCUUAAGGCGAAUGAUAGUUUAUAUGCUCGUAAGCAACGAGCCAUGUUUAAUGCAGUAUUUCUGAAGGUGAUUACCGAUGAUGAAUUGCAAGUGAAAAUUAGCAAUCAAGUUGAUAAUUAUGAUAACAUGAGAGAAGACUUUGGGAUGCAAUUAGCAGUCAAACAACAAAAAUCAAAGACUCCUCUUGAUUGGUGGAAUGCUUUUGGUGGACUUAGUAUUGAGCUUCAAACACUUGCAAUGCGCAUCACAAGCCUUUGUUGUUCAUCUUCUGGUUGCGAGCGCAAUUGGAGCACAUUUGAGUUUAUCCAUACAAAAAAAAGAAACCGCUUAGAGCACAAGAGAUUGAACAACUUGGUCUAUGUUCAAUACAACCGUAAAAUUGCAAGUAGGUUUCUAAAGAUCGUGAAGAAGGGUCCAACUUUAACUCAUUGGUCUUAGAAGAGUUCCAAUGGGACAAUGAAUGGGUUGAUAGUAGUAGAUCUAGUGAUGAUGUUCAUCCCGGGAGAGAUCUUUCAUGGCGGCUUGUUGAUGAAGCAAUUGGUGCAUCAAACAACUUUGAGGGCCGUAAUCUUCCUAUGAAAGCUCACGUGGGGGAACGUUCGAGUGCACCAAUCUUGACCUAUUCACGACGCCGCAAUACUUCUAGUUCUAGGAUAGAUGAGGAAGAACAAAAUGAAGAAGAAGAUCAUUUUCCAAAUGAUGAUGAAGAAAUUGAAGAUGAUGAUGACCAAGCGGGAGGAAAUGAAGAUAAUGAU
Molecule: messenger RNA, 2393 nt
Organism: Ipomoea nil (Japanese morning glory)
Lineage: Eukaryota; Viridiplantae; Streptophyta; Magnoliopsida; Solanales; Convolvulaceae
Exons: 3
Coding region: 5-1324 (439 amino acids)
Molecular function (GO): DNA binding
Source: RefSeq, a predicted model, not a curated record